AUGGAAGAAAUUCUUGUAGAACAGAAACAAACUGAAACUAAUGAUACUGCUUUGGUAGUAUCUGUCCCAGUUCCAUCAACUGAUGAAACAACAACGAAUGCUGUACAACCAACGGCAGCAUUAUUAGUUCAGUCUCUUUUACAGGAACAAGUCGAUGAAACUGGAGACAAGAAAAAGAAGAAAAAGAAGAAAGGCAAAGCUGGUCGUGAGAAAGAACUUGAGCGUCUAACGAAAGAAACAAAGGAUAUUUUUGCCUCGCCCGAAAAACUAAAUGCCAGUUGUGAACGUCUCAAUUCAAUUCUAAAAGAUCAUAAAAAAAAUUUACUUGGUGUCUGCCAAAUUUUGGACAAAGCUAAUUCGAGUUUUUUACCAUAUGAGCAAUUUCGACUUGUCAUCAAAGAUCGUUUACCGAGAAUGACCCGUGAAGAUUUAUUUAUUUUAAUGAAAUUAUUUGAAAACGAAGGCUUCAUUGGCUAUCGAGCUAUGCUAGAUCAAGAAGUGGGAAAUGGAAUAUUACAACAUAUUGUACCAUUAACUGUUCCACCAUCAAAAGAAAUCAUUCUUGAAAAGAAGCUACCAAAAGAAUUAAAGCAACCAUUUUAUGAGCCCUUACAAUUAAAUCAUCCAAAAUAUGUAACACUUUAUUUUCGUCUUAUUACAUUCGACUCAUACAAUGCUUAUCCAGGUCAUAUUCGACUUACUGUACCCGAUCACAUCAGUGUUUAUGCUCUAUCGAAAUUGGUGAUUAGUGAAACAGAUCUUGCGACACGAUCAAUCAGUAUAUUUCGUGAGAAAGUUCGUUCGCGUCAUGGUUUGCUCGAUCCAAUGCGUUCACUAGAAGAAUGUCGACUGAUUGGUACCUAUAAAGAUGGUUCGCAUAAUCAACAAUUUCCAAUCUAUACGCUCUACUAUGAUUAUUCACCAAUGGAGCUACGCGGUGACUGUCCAAUACUUAAAUGUGAUUAUUAUAUAAAAUGA
This is a messenger RNA of Rotaria socialis, 978 nucleotides long. NCBI's taxonomy places the organism in Eukaryota, Metazoa, Rotifera, Eurotatoria, Philodinida, Philodinidae. The record is from the annotation of a GenBank genome assembly.